Messenger RNA from Sturnus vulgaris (Common starling), 651 nucleotides. NCBI's taxonomy places the organism in Eukaryota, Metazoa, Chordata, Aves, Passeriformes, Sturnidae. The record is from RefSeq and is a predicted model, not a curated record.
AUGGGGCUGAGCCCCCCCUUUCCCCCCAGGAUCAUCCGGGGGUUGAUGCAGCACGUCAAGAGGCUCUAUGGGAUCCGCAUGGAGGUCAGGGGGACCCACAACUUCCCCCCACGGCAGCCCUACGUGGUGGUCAGCAACCACCAGAGCUCGCUGGACCUGCUGGGGAUGAUGGAGGUGCUCCCAGACCGCUGUGUCCCCAUUGCCAAGCGGGAGCUGCUCUACAUGGGGGGUUAUGGGGCAGUUAUGGGGGGGUGUCUCUAUGGGGCAGCCCCUGACCCACACGCCCCCCCAGGGCAGUGUGUGAUCCAGGUGCUGCCGCCGCUGCCCACGCUGGGGCUGGGCCCGGCCGAUGUCCCCGCGCUGACGGAGCGCGUGCGGGCGGCCAUGCUGGACGCCUUCGAGGGGCUCUCGGCCGAGCUGCAGAGUGGCCACCAGAGUGACCACAGAGAGACCCGGAGUGACCCCCGGAGUGACCACCAGAGUGACCACAGAAAUGGCCGGAGUGGCCACCAGAGUGACCCCCGGAGUGACCCCCAGGACCCCCGGAGUGACCACCGUGACCCCCAGAGCGUCUGGGAUCUCUGGAGCGACCCCCAGCGUCCGGCAGUGACCAAGAGUGACCCCCUGAGCCCCACGGCCACCCAGAGUGAC